Caenorhabditis angaria is the source of this 948-nucleotide messenger RNA. The record is from the annotation of a GenBank genome assembly. NCBI's taxonomy places the organism in Eukaryota, Metazoa, Nematoda, Chromadorea, Rhabditida, Rhabditidae.
AUGCAAGUCUCACUAUCAUUUUUUGUAUUCAUUUCUAUAAUUCUCUGCAUUUUUAUUGAAGGUUUGUUGUUGAUUAUUUGAUUUAUGAUUCUCAUUCUUUGUACGAAUCGAAUAACGUGUUUUUCUUGCAAAGAAUUACUGUAUUUUUGAAGAAAAGCAAAUCUGGAGUUUGCAAAAUGCAUUGAUUUUAUAAAAAAUUUGAAUCCACUGGAAGAUCAGACCAUUUCCACGUCAUAGCUAAUGUUUCUCAAAAUGAUUACAUUUUUCAUUUACUAACUAAUGAAUCUAAAAGUGAUCCAAACGUUAAAAAAAAACAACAAAAUAUCAUUUGUUUUCCGAAAUUAUUGUACUUAUAUCAACAGGAAAUAGUUCCAAGUCAUAUGUUUUUUCUAACGUCCAAAAAUUCCUAUGAAAAAUCACACAAAAACUGUACUCUUAUCUUUCUUCUACUUUUGGUUCAAAGACUUUUUUGCGUAAAUAAGAUAAAUCAUUAACUAUUACACUAUCUUUUUUUGAUGAAAAACAAUGAAAUUUUUUUGCUGAUAAAAUGAUAAAUAAAAUAUAACUUUUUCAAAUAAAAAAAAUAAUUUGAUUUCAAUAAAUUUCAGAAUCGAAAUGUCUAACAAUGCGCCAAUUGUUCAGAAAAAUCCGGCCGCGGAAAACAAUGAAAGCUCCAAGUUUUGUGCCAACUUCGCCAGCUCCACCAACAAUCCCGUCAGAUUCACCAAGUUUUGUUAGAUCAAUUGGAAGUGUGGCGGGUAGAGAGGUAAUUAAUUAAAUAGUCAAUUAGCUAACCUAAUUAUUUUUCUAUAGAUAAUUCCACGUCGAUGGACAACCGGCGAGCGAAUAAGAGAAGUUGUUUUGGAUGAAAAUGGUAUCGCUCUUCCAGUUCGAAGUACACCAAAUAUUGGUUCAAUUUUGGCUCGAAAAAAUGGCUUAACCACCUAA